AUGGCGCCGAUGUUAGUGCCGCUGAAAUGCGGCUUUCGCCUGCAAAGACGAAAACUAGCGCCGCUUCUUCGCCAGAGCGCGUCGUAUCACGGCUGGAGUCGAGGUCCCGGCGAAAGCGGCGGCGGGCCCAAACGUCCGCGCGUCUGUGCGCUGACUCCACAUUUACGAACAGCUACAUGGAGCACAAGCAGAAGUUUAAACAAUCGUCAAAUUUUGGAAGCGGCAAAACAUUUACAGGUAACAGACAAACGAACAUGUUGGCAUGGAAAUGCAGGGGGAGGUCUAAGUGCAGAUCCAAAAAAUGUGCUGAAGGAGGUGAAUUCAGCCAAGAUCCUGUCUGCCAUGCUGUCUUAUGUGUGGCCAAAGGACAGACCAGACCUACGAGCCCGCGUUGCUGUCUCUCUGGGCUUGCUUGCUGGAGCCAAGAUGACCAAUGUGAUAGUGCCCUUCAUGUUUAAGUAUGCAGUGGACGAGCUUAACCAGAUGUCGGGACACAUGCUGAACCUGAAUGACGCGCCAAGCACCGUGGCUACCAUGGCAACGGCCGUGCUGAUUGGCUAUGGUGCAUCUCGGGCUUGUUCGGCCCUCUUUAACGAGCUGAGGAACACUGUGUUCGGCAAGGUGGCCCAGAGCUCCAUCCGACGCAUCGCCAAGAAUGUCUUCCUUCACUUGCACAAUCUGGAUCUAAGUUUUCAUCUCAGCCGCCAGACAGGAGCAUUAUCCAAGGCCAUUGACCGCGGGACGCGGGGUAUCUCCUUUGUCCUCAGUGCCCUUGUCUUCAAUCUAGGACCCACAGUCUUUGAGAUGGGCCUUGUUAGUGCUAUUUUGUAUUACAAGUGCGGAGGGCAGUUUGCAGCAGUGGCCUUGGGUACGCUAUCAGCAUACACGAUUUUCACCAUUCUCAUCACGCAGUGGAGGACCCGCUUCCGAAUCGAAAUGAACAAAGCAGACAAUGAAGCAGGCAACGCAGCUAUUGACUCUCUUCUUAACUAUGAGACUGUUAAGUACUUCAACAAUGAGAAGUAUGAAGCUGAAAGGUAUGAUGGGUUCCUGAAGAUCUAUGAGUCAUCCUCUUUAAAAACUACAUCCACGCUCGCCAUGCUCAACUUUGGCCAGAGUGCCAUUUUCAGUGUCGGCCUCACUGCCAUCAUGUUGCUGGCCAGCAAGGGCAUCGCAGCAGGUACAAUGACUGUGGGAGACCUGGUGAUGGUGAAUGGCCUGCUCUUCCAGCUCUCCCUCCCUCUCAACUUCCUGGGCACAGUAUACAGAGAGACCAGACAAGCCCUGAUAGACAUGAACACGCUCUUCACCCUGCUGAGCGUGGACACCAAGAUCAAGGAGCGGGAUCUCGCGCCGCCAUUAGCCGUCACGCCUCAGGAGGCCACUAUCCGCUUCGAGGAUGUGUACUUUGAAUAUCUGGACGGCCAGAAAGUCCUAAACGGCGUGUCCUUUGAAGUGCCUGCUGGGAAGAAGGUGGCCAUUGUUGGCGGCAGCGGGUCAGGGAAAAGCACCGUCGUGCGUCUGUUGUUCCGCUUCUAUGAGCCUCAGCGGGGGAACAUCUACGUGGCGGGGCAGAAUAUCCGAGACGUCAGCCUCGACAGCCUCAGGAAGGCUUUGGGUGUUGUACCUCAGGAUGCUGUUCUGUUCCACAACACCAUCUUCUACAACCUGCAGUACGGGAACAUCAACGCUUCACCAGAGGAGGUGUACCAAGUGGCGCGUCUAGCAGGCAUCCAUGAUGCUAUCCUCAGGAUGCCCCAUGGCUAUGACACCCAGGUUGGGGAGCGGGGCCUCAAGCUGUCAGGAGGAGAGAAGCAGCGUGUCGCCAUUGCCCGCGCCAUAUUAAAGAAUCCUCCCAUCCUCCUGUACGACGAAGCCACAUCCUCACUCGACUCCAUCACAGAAGAGACCAUCCUGAGUUCAAUGAGGGAUAUGGUGAAGGACAGGACGUCGGUGUUCAUCGCUCACAGGCUGUCCACCAUCGUAGACGCAGACGAGAUUUUAGUGCUCAGCGAGGGGAAAGUGGCAGAGAGAGGCGACCACCACACCCUGCUCAGCACCCCAGGCAGCCUAUAUGGAGACCUGUGGAACACCCAGAACAGCAAAAUCCUGAAUAGCAACAAGAGUGCGCCAGAGCCGGCCGAGCGUCUGUCCCAGAAGGAGGAGGAGAGGAAGAAACUGCAGGAGGAGAUACUCAACAGUGUGAAAGGCUGUGGGAACUGCUCCUGCUGAAAGACGCCAUUUUUACCUUUUAGUCUCUCCUGGUCCCUCGCAGACGGCCUGCACUGGAACCCUACACUGGGGGGGGGGGUGUCGUGCAGCCCCGCUACCCGCUCCCUCUCCAGCCAAGCCUCGCCCGCCUGACCACGUGACCAGUCCUCCUCUUACUCGUGUGAAUUAGGGCCACCGCUCGCCAAAGUGAAGGAGGAGGAACAGCAGAACAGGGAGCAAGUGUGCCGAGCGCUGGCUGGCGUCCAGACGCGGAGCUUCUAUGCCAGUUGCCUCAUCUGAAGCCAAGCAUAAGAGACCUUGUAUAUCACAUACGUGUGUGUAAGAAAUCUGUUAGUCAACAUGGUUGCCCCCCCCCCCUCCCUCCACUCAUCCUCAUUUUUGACAUCAGGUCUGUUGACAUCCUCCAUUGCACUGGGAACAGAUGAGAGUAAUGUAAUGACUCGCUCACGUCUUGAUUUUUGACACCAAAUUCGUACUGAUUUCAUGUUUUAAAUUAUUUUACAAUCUCUACUACCUUUGGUUCAUUUUAAGGGUGUGAUCGUAUUGCAGUUUAUCCUGCCGUUAAGUCAUCACAGUUCUAAUUCAGUCUAACAAAGAUCUUUUUGCGGUGUUUGUUACAGUGAAGCACUUAUUUUAGUGGGAUUCUGUCUGAAUGCGCAAUCGGCUCUUGACACCGGUUUCAGCGCGCGUUCGAACUAUAAAAUCUGUCAGAUAAUCGCGUUUUCAGCAUAAUAUGGAUGUUUAGCCUCACGAACAGCUCCCCAGUCACACAUCCAGUCACAUUCAUGUAGAUAUAACACUGAGAAUGACAAGAAGUAACUCUAAUAAAUCAUGAAUGAUUUUCACCACAAUUGGAGCCACAUUUAGAGGGAACAACUUGAAAGCCUCCUCUGGGAACAUAUCAUUCAGUCAUAUUAUUUAGCGCUGGUUGACGGGCGUCCUCUAAUGAAAAGUCAUUCAUGGGGUUUUAAUAGUGCAACGACAGCUGUUUGGAUUGUGUGAUGAGAAUAUGUGGACUUCCUCCUGAAGGUUACAUGUAAAUGCUGAUGCUUAACGGCAGCACGUAUACGUCCUCAUUUUCUGAGGGCUGUUAUGCUGCCAUAUGCACAUUGCUUUCAGAAGCUUGAUUUUGUAUUGUAUCUAUAAAUGGAAACAAAUAUUUUUUUGGGGUGUCUUGUGCUACACACACAUAAUAGAGAUUGUUGCAUAGUAUUGUGGUCUGAGUUUGAUUACAAUGCAGACAGAUUAAUAAAUGUUUGUCUAAUUAACAAAGUUUCCAGAUGUGUGUUGACUAUGUGUGUUAUAUAGGUGGUUAGAAUAGCCAAAUAACAUUUUGUCCUGUGAUGGGAUGAACUAGCAUCUAUUACAGGUUGGCAUACUAGGACGUGUGUGUGUUUAUUAUUAGUAUUGAUGCCAUACCUGUUUUUUCUCUAUAAAGAAAAUGUGCUGCAGUGGUUGGAUUCCACCCAUGUCGCUCUUCAACUUGUAUUUAAAGGUGACUAGCCUGACUCUGUCCUAAGGUAACACAGUCCAAAUGCCAGGCUUUUCUGAAGCUCGCUAAUUAACAUGUUAGCGUUUGUUUGUUUGAUCUCUACAUAAACCUAAGAAUAGCUGUGACAAUUCAGUUUUAUGUGCCAUACUACUUGUUGGCUCUGAGCAGUUGCCAGGAAACUAGCAGAAUCUCCAAGAAGUUAAUAGUUCUAGUCAAAUAGUCACGCAAAUAACCCCUGUAAAGUGGCGAACUGUAGUUUUUGCACUUUGUUCUUUGAUUAGUUUGGAAUAAACAAACAAGAUUUGACACUACUUUAA
Molecule: messenger RNA, 4041 nt
Organism: Betta splendens (Siamese fighting fish)
Lineage: Eukaryota; Metazoa; Chordata; Actinopteri; Anabantiformes; Osphronemidae
Gene: abcb7
Product: ATP-binding cassette, sub-family B (MDR/TAP), member 7
Exons: 16
Coding region: 1-2232 (743 amino acids)
Biological process (GO): transmembrane transport; intracellular iron ion homeostasis
Cellular component (GO): mitochondrial inner membrane
Molecular function (GO): ABC-type transporter activity; ATP hydrolysis activity; ATP binding
Source: RefSeq, a predicted model, not a curated record